Messenger RNA from Blepharisma stoltei, 3774 nucleotides. The record is from the annotation of a GenBank genome assembly. NCBI's taxonomy places the organism in Eukaryota, Ciliophora, Heterotrichea, Heterotrichida, Blepharismidae.
AUGCUCAUAUGUGGAGGAUGUGGGUCAAAGAAAAAAACUUUAUUACGCAAAGAUUUAGAUUUAAAAGUGCUCUAUCAGAAGUAUCGAUUCACUAAGCCUGAAUUAGUAACUUAUAAACAAAGAUUCGAUCGCAUGGCAAGAGGAAAUGGUUUCACCCUCGAUGAUUUUCGUGAAAAUAUGGGUUUAUUAGGUAUGAAAUCAACUCGCCUGAUUGCAGACAGGAUAUUCGAUGUUAUGAAUAAAUCAAGAUCCGGUAAAGUUGUGAUUGAAGAAUACCUCACUUCCCCGUUUAAAUUGGAAUAAAAAGGACUAUUCUAAUUUAAAGGGGGUUAAUUUUUUUUAAAAAUCUAUAAUAAAUUUUUCUCUUUAAAAAAAAAUUUUAAAAGUAAAUCGAACGCAAUAGUUUUAGUUUUAAUUUAUUUUAUGAAGAAUCAAAUUUCAAAAAAUUUAAUUGAUUAGUGUGAAAACUGUUUAAUAAUAUUUUACUUGCACUUUUCCCAUUUAGUUAGGUCAAAACUAAUGUUAAAAAUUAUUAUUUGUACCUAUAAAAUUUUCCUAUUGGAAAAAAAAUUGUUAUAAUUUAAAGGAGCAUUAAAGUAUCAAAAAUGGAGCUUUUCCCGAUGUUUUGUUCUAAUUUAAAUGGGGAGAGUCAGUUACAUGGACAUUCUAAUGCACGGAACUCCCCAAGAAAAAGCUCAACAGAGCUUUAAACUAAUUAAAAAUUCAAAAGAAGGGAAUAUUACUUACAACGAUUUUGCUUCAUGGCUUAUCAAUGUAUGAAAAAUGUACAAUACCCUAACCGGAAGUGAAGUAAGUGCUACCCAAGAAGAUAUUCGUUAUUAUUUCGAUCAGCUCGAUACUAAGCAUGACGAUAUGAUUGACUUAGAAGAGUACACUUCUUCAAUGUCCAACAACGAAAACCUAUUUGAGUGAUUUGAUUUUGUCAAUAAAAAAAUCACUGACAAAAUUAACCCUCCAAACAUCGAGCAAAAAAAGCCUGAAGUGGUCGGGUAUAAAGAAACUCUUGAAGAUCUGGAAAAUGAGAUUAGAGAGUGUCUAGAAAUAAUUGAUGGAGGCGAGGCAAAGACACCUAUUAAGAGAUUUAGAGCUAUAAGUCAUAGUAGUAUAAAACUAAGCUUUAGAAAAGAGUCAGCAAAUGACUGAUUCAACGCGGCGAAGACAGAAAUUUUUGAAAAAGAAGACGAUGUUAUUGAUAGCUCCUCUGAGGCAACACCAAUUAAUGCUUCAAAAAGCAAUAAAUGACCAAAAAUAAAGCUUACCGAGUCAGCUUUAGAAAAUAAUAACUCUCAUAACAAUCAAAAUAAGAUUGGAGAGGUUAAAGAAAAACUCAUACAUAUUUUGGCAAAGAUAAAUGAUUACAAGCAAAAUAGCCCAGAUGAGGCUAAUAGAAAUAGCGUUCAUGAGCCAGCUAUUAGGCAAGCUCCAUCAAAAAGAAGAGAAACAGUAAUUCACUGACUCCCUCCUUUAAUUGAACAAAAAUCCUUUUCCAAUUUUAAGGUUAAUUUUUUAAUAAUUUUUAAGAACUAAAAAUUAUAAAUUGAACGCAAUCUUUUUAGAAUUUAAUUAUUAUAAGAAUUAAUUAAAAAUUAAUUAUUCAGCGUGAAAGAUAUUAUAAUAAUUUUCUAAUUGCACUUUUUCCGUUUAAUUAGGUCAAAAUAACUUUAUAAAAUAUAUUUUUUCACCUAUAAAUUUCCUAAUUUUUUUUCUAAUUUAAAGAUGGAUAUUUAUUCCAUUUAAAGGGAGGAGUGAGGUGACGAAGACUGAAAUUUAAUCCUUAACAUGAUGCUUGGAAUCCAAAAAGCUGUAAAAUCAAUAGCUGCGAAUAUCGAUGCAACUGUUGAUGCCACUCAGCAAGAAUUCUUGGAAAAAGCGAAAUACAACUUACUUCCUGCUAACAAUCAAGGAGUUAAACAAAAAACUUACAAAUUACGAGACUACGCUCCUAGUAUUUUUGAAAGAAUAACUCCCCCCCCCCCCCUCCGUGAGCGAACAAAACCAUUAGAAAAAUCGCCAUUUUUUGACCAAAAACCCACCCUCCGUGAGUGAACAAAAAUUUUUUUAAUAGAAAAAAUUUUAAUGGAAAAAAAUUUUGAUAUAUAAAUGAUAAUUAGUAUAAUGAAAUCUAGAGCUAAUUCUGUUUAAUUUUAAACAAAUUGCGUUUUAAAACAUAAAUUUUGCAAAUUAAAUUAAUAUUUGCUUCCCAAUUUUUGCAAAUUAGGAUUUUUUUAAAUUUCGAAAAAAAUAUUUUUUAUAAAAUUUAUAUAUAAAUUUUUUUUAAAAAAAAAAAUUAACCCCCCUCCGUGAGCGAACAAAAUUUUUUUGUUCGCUCACGGAGGGGGGGGGGGGGUAAGACGAUUUUUUGGAAUUAGUGCCUAUGACUACGUGAAGUCUCUUGGGGUAGAAAAAAUUAUGAAUAGUUUGAUGGUUAACGAGUUUUCAUCUCUGGAAGGACAGUGCUCCUCUGGUAAAAGUGGGAGCUUCUUCUAUUUCAGUGAUGAUGGGAAGUACAUUUUAAAAACUCUGAAAAGAGAAGAAUACUUAUUUUUAAAAACACAAAGAAAAUUGCGACGUCAUCGACCCGUCUUCUCCCAGACUUGUUUCGAGUUUGAGGACUUUGCAGCAGCCUGAAGCCAAACUGAGCAUAAAACGGAGCCUACGGGUCUGAGCAUUUGUGUUCCUGAUGCACAUUUGAGAAAAAAGCUUUUUGCCCCCAGAGACCACUCAUGCCUAGCUGAACUCUAGCCACUCAAGUAGUAGCUGUCAGGACCAAAGCCUACAUACUCCAAGAUUCUGAGACAGCAUUAAGAACCAGCUGAAAGCAGCAGGAGAGCUAUCUCUGGUGCAAAUAAUACAUACCUAGGGAGGCUAGCUAGCAGCUGAACGAGUCUUCUACGAAAACUUGUCUUGGAAGAGACGUAAAAGGAGGAAGAUCUCUAAUCUAUAAUUAGUAUUAAUGUUUCUUAUUUUUAAAAAAAAUUCUGCCGGAUUACUAUCUGCAUGUUAUGGAAAAUCCGCAUACUUUGGUAGCAAGAUUUUUUGGUUUUCACAAGCUGAUAGCUAGCAAAGGGAAAAUGCUGUAUUUCACUGUUCUCGGAAAUGUUUUUCAGUCAGGACAUGAACUUACUGAGGUCUAUGAUUUGAAAGGCUCAACCUAUGGAAGAUUCACAAAUAAAGGGGAAAGCUCAUCAGUUGCGAGAAAAGACCUGGACUUUGUUCAAGAGGGCAAGAAAAUUAUCCUUGGAGGAGAAAGGAAGAAAUUGCUGAUGCAGCAGAUAGAAAGAGACUGUGAGCUAUUGCAAAGCCUUAAAAUCAUAGAUUAUAGCUUAUUGCUAGGAAUUCAUGAGGUUAAAGAAAGAGGAAUUCAUCAAAAAGCAGCUUCGGAUGAGUUUGUAAGAUUUGCAGAAAGAGAUGAAGGUGGAAUGGUUAGCAGCGAUGGUAAAUAUAUAUAUACUUUAUGGGGAUUAGAUUAGAUUAGAUUAACGCUAGGUAUUUAAGGUCCCCACUACGUCCGAGGAAGCAUUCUACGGUUUCCCGUAUGGUGGCAGAGCAUUCACCAAGCCCGGGCCGAAACCCCCGGUUUCUCGAUACGAAAACUUUAUGGGGAUAAUAGAUAUUCUCACGUAUUAUGGAAGUAAGAAGAAGAUCGAGCAUGCGAUUAAGACUACUGUGCAUGGUAAAGCGGCAAUAUCUUGUGCACCUCCUAACUUUUAUGCUCAAAGAUUUAUCUCUUUUCUUGAUACCUUAAUAGAGUAA